Messenger RNA from Rubroshorea leprosula, 2279 nucleotides. Lineage: Eukaryota; Viridiplantae; Streptophyta; Magnoliopsida; Malvales; Dipterocarpaceae. The record is from the annotation of a GenBank genome assembly.
AACCUUCAAUUUAUUUCUCGUGCUGGUGUUUUGCUUGGAGAAUCAGAGACAGGCCAUGGAAUGCGCCUUAUCAGGGCAUCUUCCAAUCCAUUUACAUUCUUCUCCUCCAAAUCCACUUAACCAUCUAAACAACAACUUCCAAUUUUUCAGAAUCAAAGCCUCUACAACAUCCCCACUAAAAUCACCCAAAUUCUCCUCCAAAACCCAAAGACCAUUCCAAGAAGAAGAUGCUUUUCCGUCAUCUCCACCUCUGCACACCAAGAACCCACAUGCGAUACACAAGGACAUCCAAAGAUUCGCCAGGCAGAACAAGCUCAGAGAAGCCCUUGCAAUUAUGGAUUAUCUGGAGCAACGGGGAAUCCCGGUUAACGUCACCACUUUCUCCUUACUUCUCGCGGCUUGUGUUCGAUCUAAAUCCUUAACUGAAGGGAAACAAAUUCAUGCGCAUAUUCGGAUAAACGGGCUCGAAAACAGUGAGUUUUUGCGUGCUAAACUUGUUCGUAUGUACACUUCUUGUGGCUCACUAGAAGACGCGCAGAAGGUGUUCGAUGAAUGUACUAGCCACUCUGUCUAUCCGUGGAAUGCAUUGCUAAGAGGCGCAGUGAUAUCGGGGAGGAAACGGUAUCCUGAAUUGCUUUCUAUUUAUUCAGAAAUGAGGGAGUUAGGAGUUGAGUUGAAUGAGUACAGUUUCUCAAGUGUUAUUAAGAGCUUCGCGGGUGCAUCAGCACUUAGACAAGGGUUGAAGGCUCAUGCCCUUCUGAUCAAGAAUGGUCUGAUUGAUAGUUCAGUGCUCAGGACUGGUUUAAUAGAUUUGUACUUUAAAUGCGGCAAGAUUAAGAUUGCUCAUCAUAUGUUUGAGGAAGUUCCAGAGAGAGAUAUAGUUAUGUGGGGGGCAAUGAUUACGGGUUUAGCUCUUAAUAGGCUGAGGAAGGAGGCUUUGGAAUACGUUAGGUGGAUGAUAAGUGAAGGGAUGUAUCCGAAUGCAGUUAUAUUAACUACAAUUCUUCCUGUUAUUGGUGAAGUUUGUGAGCAGAAACUCGGCAAAGAGGUUCAUGCUUAUGUGGUGAAGACUAAGAGUUACUCAAAGCAGCUGAGUAUUCAAUCUGCCAUGGUUGACAUGUAUUGCAAGUGUGGAGAUAUGGACUCUGGGAGGCAAGUCUUUUACAGUUCGAGGGAGAGGAAUGCUAUUUCUUGGACUGCAUUAAUGUCAGGAUAUGAAUCAAAUGGGAGGCUUGACCAGGCAUUGAGGUCUGUGAUUUGGAUGCAACAGGAAGGAUUUAGGCCUGAUGUUGUCACUGUCACAACUGUUCUUCCAGUUUGUGCUAAGUUGAAGGCCCUGAAGCAUGGGAAGGAGAUUCAUGCUUAUGCUGUUAAGAAUUGUUUCCUGCCUAAUGUGUCUUUAGUUUCUUCUUUGAUGGUGAUGUACUCUAAGUGUGGUUUAUUGGAGUAUUCUUUUAAAUUGUUUGAUGGUUUGAAGGCGAGGAAUGUAAUUUGUUGGACAGCCAUGAUUGAUUCAUAUGUGGAGAAUGGCAAUUUUAAUGAAGCAUUUACAGUUUUCAGGUCAAUGCAGUUAUCAAAGCACAGGCCAGAUUCAGUUGCAAUGGCAAGAAUACUUCGGGCUUGUAGCGAACUUAAGGCUUUGAAGUUUGGGAAGGAGAUUCAUGGACAUAUUUUAAAGAAAAAUUUUGUGUCAAUACCAUUUGUUUCUACAGAGAUCAUGAAGAUGUAUGGUAGUUGUGGGUUGACUGAUUGUGCAAAGUCGAUAUUUGAUGCAGUUCCAGUCAAGGGUUCUAUGACAUGGACUGCCAUUAUAGAAGCUUAUGGAUACAAUGAUUUGUGUCUAGAUGCAAUUAGCCUUUUUGACAAAAUGAGAUCUGAUGGCUUUACCCCAACAGAAUUCACUUUCAAAGUGGUCUUGUCAAUUUGCUGUCAAGCUGGAUUUGUGGAUAAAGCUUGCCAUAUUUUCAGUCUAAUGUCUCAUGGAUAUAAAUUAAAGCCAUCUGAAGAACAUUACUCAUUGAUCAUCAGACUUCUUACUCGUUUUAGUCGAUUUAAGGAGGCUGAAAUAUUCAAGGAAAUGAGUUCUUUAUCAUCAUGAUAUACAUGCAGAGGAAUCCUGUGUUUUCAUGUUUGAAUCUAAAGUGUAUGCCCUUGAGCCUACUUCUGUUCGUCGAUUCCUUUAGUGUCUGCAGAUUUGUAUAUUUGUUGUAGCUUAAUAGGUAUGAAUUGUAAUGUUCCUAAACUGAAAAGAUUGAAAAUAGUAAAAAUUAGAAAAUAUA